AUGGAAACUGAAGCUGCCCCUAUUAUUCCUACAACUACCUCUAUAUCCCCUGUUGACUGCACUAAGGCAUUCAAUGAGCUUAACUUGAAAGAAAAAUUGUAUGCAUACUACUUUUCUUAGGCUUCUUGGGUAGGAUCUAAAAUUUGCUACUUUUAAAGAUCAUAUGAAUCACCUGCCUUAUUUUACCUUUUCCAAAAAAUAUUUUUGAAUGAAACUCCUGAAGAGGUCAAACAAAAGCUCUUACAUAAUGGUUUUGAUGAAGUUUAAGUUUAGCAAAUAUUUGUUUACAUAGGUACUUUCUUUGAAAACUGCGGAAAUUUCAAGAGCUUUGGUGAUUGUAAGUUCAUCCCAGAAAUAUCUAAAGAAAAAUUCUUAGAAUUUAUAAAACUCACUAAAGCCUACACUAUCUACUAGCCUUAAUUCGACUUUGUAUGGGAAAAUACAAACUAUGAGUUGUACGCUUAUCACAAUCCCUACUAGAUUAUUGAGUUUAUUAAUAACUAAGGACAUACAUCAUAUUAUAGCUCUAAUAUAUCAUAAUAAAAUGCAGAAUAGAUUAGCAAGUUUAUGGAAUAAAAGGAUAUCAAUUUGUCUCCUUUAAAUACAAGAUUACUUAAGCAUAGUGAAACUGAAUAUGAAAUAUUAGUCGCCUCAAUAACUAAGGAUCUAUAACCAGAAAAAGACUAUGAGUUUGAAGGACUAAAGAUUAAAAUUACUUAUGGUGACUUUAAGCCUUUCUUAGCUUCUUUAAAUGGAUAUCUUGAAAAAUGUAUAAAGCAUGCAGAAAACGAUCAUCAAGUAGAAAUGAUCAAGUCUUACUUGAAGCAUUUCGAAAAUGGUUCUAUUGAUGAACACAAAAAUUCCUAAAGACAUUGGAUUAAAGAUAAGGGUCCAAUAAUUGAAACAAAUAUAGGAUUUAUAGAAAGUUACUUAGAUCCUUUAAAAGUUAGAGCAGAGUUUGAAGGCUUUGUUUCAGUUGUUAAUAAAGAAGAAUCUAAAAAAUUAGAGGAAUUAGUAUCAAAAGCAGAAGGAAUCAUUUCUCAUUUACCUUGGCCUAAGGAAUUCGAAGUUGAAAAGUUUACAAAGCCAGAUUUUACUUCUUUAGAAGUAUUGACUUUUGCAAGCUCAGGUAUACCUAUUGGUAUUAAUAUUCCUAAUUAUGAUGACAUUAGACAAACAGAAGGAUUUAAGAAUGUUAAUUUAGGAAAUGUCUACUCAACUCCUAAAAAAGAAAAUGUUUUGUUUGCUAACGAAGCUACUGCUGAAUUAUAUUGCAAAUAUUUCAAAGAUUCUUUGUUUGUUAUUGUUGCACUUCAUGAAUUAUUAGGGCAUGGAACAGGUAAGUUGUUCCAAAAGAAAGAAGAUGACACACUUAAUUUUGAUUAAGAGCACUUACUUCAUCCUAUUCUUAAUACUAAAAUUGAUACUUAUUACGAUAAGAACGAAACUUGGCAUUCAAAGUUUGGAGAUAUUUCUUCUAGCUAUGAAGAAUGUAGAGCUGAUUCAGUUGCUAUUUAUUUAAGUUGCUUCUAAGAAAGUUUAGAUAUCUUAAUUCCUGAAUAUUCUAAAGAAGAGUAAAGUGAUUUAGUAUAUAUAGCUUGGUAUGAAAUUGUAGUAAGUUCUAUUAAAGGUUUAGAAUAUUACAAUCCAGAACUAAAAAAAUGGGGUCAAGCACAUACAGCUGCAGCUUAUGCAAUUACAAAAGUAUUAAUUGAAGCAGGAUAAGGCUUAGUCACUAUUGAGAAAACAGAAAAAGAAGGAAAGCCUUAUGUCUAUAUUCAUCUUGAUAAAAGCAAAAUUUGGACUGUUGGAAAAGAAGCAAUGAGAAAGUUCUUGAUUGGAUUACAAGUUUACAAAAGUACUGGUGAUUCCGUUAGAGGAAUUGAGUUCUUUAAUAAAUAUUUAGCUGUUGACGAUGAAAUGUUAGAAUACAGAAAAAUAGCUUUAGAUAACAAGAAACCUCGUAAACUUAGUUUGUAAAGUCAUGUAAAAUUAGUUGGUAAUGAAGAAAAUGUUGAGUUAGUAAAUUUCGAAAGUACAUUUGAAGGAUUAAUCAAAUCUUUUACCCACCACUAUGAAGGAUAAGUAGAUGAUGUUUACACUGAAUGGCUUAAAUAUCAUAAUGAAUUCCGUAUCAAACACAAUAAAUGA
Molecule: messenger RNA, 2151 nt
Organism: Tetrahymena thermophila SB210
Lineage: Eukaryota; Ciliophora; Oligohymenophorea; Hymenostomatida; Tetrahymenidae
Product: peptidase family M49 protein
Exons: 6
Biological process (GO): proteolysis
Cellular component (GO): cytoplasm
Molecular function (GO): dipeptidyl-peptidase activity; metalloexopeptidase activity
Source: RefSeq, a predicted model, not a curated record